This is a messenger RNA of Penicillium manginii, 201 nucleotides long. RefSeq lists its product as uncharacterized. The transcript is spliced from 2 exons. Bases 1 to 201 code for a protein of 66 amino acids. NCBI's taxonomy places the organism in Eukaryota, Fungi, Ascomycota, Eurotiomycetes, Eurotiales, Aspergillaceae. The record is from RefSeq and is a predicted model, not a curated record.
AUGUGGCCAAUUCUUCAGCCUUCACCGGAGGUGAAACAACUUGUACACCGCUUCUUCGCUUUGGUAGACACCAACUCGGAAGAAGUAGGGCAGACCAUAGCGGAUGAGAUCUUUACCCAGGAUGGCUUGAUGGUGACGGCGAAUGCCAUGUUCCAAGGGGCUGCCGGGUGCCUGGACGACGGUGAAGAGUCGACAGCAUAG